Molecule: messenger RNA, 2013 nt
Organism: Cherax quadricarinatus
Lineage: Eukaryota; Metazoa; Arthropoda; Malacostraca; Decapoda; Parastacidae
Source: RefSeq, a predicted model, not a curated record
AACAGUAGUUGAGGUGGGCGCCUACUGUCAUCUUCACCACAGGUCACUCUCCUCAAGACUCCUAGUGUCUGGAGCAGAAUAAUUUACACAGAACCAUUAAAAACAGUGACGUUACUAUGGCACACUUGUACCACUGACUCACCAGUCAGCGUAGAAAUGCACAAGUGUUUAAGGAUAGACAGUUUUUGACUGUGAGUGGACAUCAGGUGAAUGUCAUAAGCAUCCUUCUUUCAGUUGAUAUUUUUCCAGCCAAUGAAGAAUUCUUCUCCCAAAAUCGUUUUUGCAGUGACAGUCUUGAAGGUGUUGUAGCGACGAUUUGGUUCAGAGGGACCAUCUGUGUGCAUCGGAUACACGCAGGGCCAGGAACUGGGUCUCGACUCCCCUCGAAUACAAGCUCGAUGAGUAACAGACACCUGGGUCUCUUUUCCACAGACAUACGGAGUCACUGUCACCCACAGAAGACACAGCAAACAGAGAUCUCAGUGUUUUCCUCUAAGAAUACUGUCAGGUGUCAGCAGCGUCAAUGAAGCGUCAAUAUAGCAACUUGACUUGCGGUUGAUGUGCUGCUUCACACAUGUAAGACCAUAACAAGAUUACCUGCGGUUGAAGUAUACCAGCAACACUGUUUUGACCUCCAGUACACCCUGGUCAUCCUUGUAACCUUCAACACGCACACUACCGUCACUUACCGUCACCCCCACCACCAUGACCAGACACGACCCUCCUGCAGGAAUCAUGGACUACAACAGUGUUCACGACCACAAGAACCAGUCACAUACAUACCCUUCACAGAGUUGUGGGGUGCGAGACAGCAAUGAGAAGACCCCCAUACUACACACUGGGGAUAAAACCCCCCUGUCGUAUGGUAGCAACGGUGAUGUGAACCACUACGACUAUCACACCCUGCCCUACCACACUGCCUCUACCACAAUUACCACAACUACCACAGCUACCAGAUUCUGGAUCCUCACCGUCUUUUCUGUCCUGUCUUGGGUGCAGGGGGUACAGUGGAACACAUGGGGCCCCAUCAGUGAGAGUAUGGGGGCGGCGUUCCCUGGAUGGGGGUCAUCAACAGUGGCCAUGAUGGCCAACUGGGGAACCAUAAUGUUUGUGGUGUUCGUGUUUCCCAUGUGCUGGGCCACUCAACGCUAUGGCCUGCGCAAGGUGGUGUUAGCUAGCACUGCGCUCAUCUUCCUUGGAACAGCCAUACGCUGUGUCACUACAGCCGGUCCAGUCUUCACUAUAAUGUGUCAUCUGUGUGCGAUUCUAGUGGGAGUGGCGAGCACUGUGGUCCUGGCUGCUCCUAUUGUCAUUGCUUCAGACUGGUUCCCACCGCACGAGAGGACCACGGCUCUAGCUGUGAUGAUGGGUACCAACCAGCUGAGUGGUGUGGGCAGCUACCUGGAACCCUUGUUGGUACGAGAACCAGGACCAGAUGUCACUGUCUAUGAGAUACAGUCUGAUGUUAUGAUGCUGAUGUAUAUAGGAGCUGGUAUUUCUGUAGUGUUGCUGCUGGCAGUGUUGGUGUACUUCCCCUCCAAACCUGCUAUACCACCCUCCCUCACCUCCUCCACGGGAAGACUGGCCUUCCAACCAGCCUUCCACACCCUCAUCAAGUAUUAUUUUACUGGUCUUCACCAAGGGCAGGUGUAUGUGUCCGUGGUGGGGGGCACAGCCUUCAACUACGCCACCUACCCACUACUGUACGAGGUAGGUGUGGACCUGGCCUACCCAGCCCCUGAGAUCCUGGUGUCUGGGGCCCUCACAGCCGCUGAGAACCUAAUGUCUACACUCUUCCUUCUGGUCUUCUUCCUCCCAGACGCUGGUUACUUAUGGAUGACUUACGUUCUGGUAUUAUCAACGUCUGUCACCAUACUGCCGCUGCUUCUUAUUAAGUUCAGUUACGUCAGAGCUUCUAUUGACGCACCUUACCACUGAAACUCUGCCGGCGUCUCGGAAGACGUCACAAGAGGCUUCUCGGAAGAUGUCACAGGAGGCGUCUCGGAAGACGUC